UUCGAUUAUACUGAGGGCGUUGUCUCCUUGGGGUAAGGCGCUCGGGGACCCCUACCCGCUCCUUUCCCUUUACUAAGCAAGAGGCCAGGGACGUUUGUGCGUUCUCAGCGCCCAACGCACAAUGCCCAAAUUCGACUAACGGCCAGUGUGGUGGGAUUUAAAAUCCUUCCCCAAUAAGUCCUGCCUUUUCCUUCCUUGCCCACAUGAUGAUGGCCCUUGGCAGAGUCCCCUAGUAGAAAGGGAAGCUUGGCUCCUGGAAGCAAUCAUCCCUGCUCCCCACUUGCCGCUCAUUCUCCCAGGUCUCCGGUGAAAGGAGCCGAUCGCCCCCGCCGGGGGGGGGGGGCACUCCACCCUAGAAGCCCUUCUCCCCAAAGGAGCAUUCCAGAAAACCCAAUCUUGCAGCUGAGAAGAGCCUGAAAUUUCAGACCUAAACCAGUGAAAAACCCUACUGAGCUAUGGGUAAGACAUUCUCCCAGCUCACCUCUCAGCAGGAUGAGGACAAGUCGAUCCUAUCUGAUAACUCAGCCCUUGCCAGCAAGACUGCCAACUACUUCAGCACGGGUAGCAACAAACCACCGGGCUCCGGUGUGCUUUACGCCAGGGCUGCUGGUACCAGCUUUGUGACUUGUCCUACCUGCCAAGGCCAUGGGGAGAUCUCCCACGAACUAGAGAAGCAGCUGGUAGCCCUCAUCCCUUACGGAGACCAAAGGCUGAAGCCCAGACACACGAAGCUCUCCGUGUUCCUGGCAGUGAUCAUCUGUCUGCUGACAUUCUCCGUCACCAUCUUUUUCCUGUAUCCACGGCCCAUUAUCGUGUAUCCUGUAGGCCUCAACUCCUCCAUGGUGGCCUUUGAUGACAGCCAUAUACAACUCAACAUGACGAACAUCCUGAACAUCUCCAACAGCAACUUCUACCCCAUCACUGUGUCACAGCUGACAGCAGAGGUUCUCCACCAGACCUUCGUGGUGGGCCAGGUGACCAGCAGCCUCCACCUGCAUAUCAGUCCUUUGGCCACUGGACAGAGUCACAGUAGCUACACGUCAUUAGGUCCAGAGACUAGUAAGUCUAGGGCCUGUUCCACACAUGACAUUUCUUCUGAGAGCUGUCUGGAGCUUCCAGAACACAGGUGUGGCAGCUGUCCAGUGUCCUGGCAGAGCAGGGAGCAGAAGAAAGUGGGAGGGAGGACCUCGGGAGGCAGCCUCACACACACCACAGAGCCAGGCCAAAGCCGUCCCUUCCCUCCCAGACUUUGUGACAAGGCCUGCUUCCUCUCUAGGGGUACUCUGAGCUGCUCCUACCUGAGCCAUCAGCAGCAGCUCCCCUUCCAGAGCUAUGAAUACGUGGACUGCCAGGAGAACACGUCCGUGCCCCUCCUGGAGAUCCCGUCCACACCCAGCUUGACCUCUCCGCUGGCCCUGUAGCGCAGGCACCUGCGGCCUGGUCUGCACCUCAACUCCAGGGAGCUCAUGGAAGGACGAGUGGCUUUGCUGAAGGAACGGAAAUGUCUGGCUUUAUUGUGCCUUCCCCCGACACCCUCAGCACAAGGAGCUCUUUAGCAACGUCCUAGGCGCUGGCUCCUCAGGGGUCCAGGAGUGACUUCUGGUAGAUCUUCCCCGGGGUCUGUGUUAAGAAACGUCUGAGGGCUGGAGAGAUGGCUCAGUGGUUAAGAGCACUGGCUGCUCUUCCAGAGGUCCUGAGUUCAAUUCCCAGCAACCACAUAAUGGCUCACAACCAUCUGUAAUGAGAUCUGGUGCCCUCUUCUGGCCCGCAGAUGUACACGCAGGCAGAACACUGUGUACAUAAUAAAUAA
Alexandromys fortis (reed vole) is the source of this 1810-nucleotide messenger RNA. RefSeq names its product transmembrane protein 106A (gene Tmem106a). The record is from RefSeq and is a predicted model, not a curated record. Lineage: Eukaryota; Metazoa; Chordata; Mammalia; Rodentia; Cricetidae. The transcript has 6 exons. The coding region runs from base 456 to 1421 and encodes 321 amino acids.